ACAUUACAUAUUUGCGCGUGUAUGUGCACUCAGCUGAAAAAUCGUGAGAAAUGCUAUAAAAGACGAAUAUUCGUGUUACUUGAGUAUAACAUCAAAAUGAGCACGAUAAAGUUGUCACUGAUAUUUUUCCUCCUCGAAUUUACGAAUCUCUCGUUACAACAUGAACAAAUUCCAAAAGCCAAAACAGUUUUAGGAAGCGUCAGUGGUUAUUAUAAAGAGUCUCGAUCUGGGAAAACGUACGAGGCUUACGAAGGUAUCCCCUAUGCAGAAAUUCCUGUUGGAGAACUUCGGUUCGAACCACCUAAACCAGUGCAGAAAUGGGAAUACGAAUUACCUGCAAAGAAAAAGGGUUCCAUUUGUAUACAGCAUCGUACUAAGCCUGGUGCAGAUACAGUCUCAGGCUGUGAAGAUUGCUUGUACAUGAAUAUUUAUGUAUCAGUUAGAAAUAAUACUAAAACUUUAUUACCAGUAAUGUUUUGGAUUCAUGGAGGAGCCUAUCAAUUUGGUACUGGAAAUGAUUUAGAUGAGAGUCAUUUAAUGGAUAAGAGUAUUGUAUUGGUUACGUUUAAUUAUCGUGUAGGACCUUUCGGUUUUCUUAGUACGGGAGAUGAUGUAGUAUCUGGAAAUAUGGGAUUAAAGGAUCAAAGCAUGGCACUGCGCUGGGUAUCCGACAAUAUUGAGAACUUUGGAGGUAAUCCAAAAGAUGUAACUUUAAUCGGUUUCAGUUCGGGAGGCAUGAGCGUUCAUUAUCACUAUCUGUCACCUUUAAGUGCUGGUCUGUUCCAAAGAGGUAUAUCUAUAAGUGGUACAGCACUUAAUCCUAGGGCACAAACAAAACGAGCUUCAGAGAAAGCUAAAAAGUUGGCAGCGGCAGUGGGAUGCCCAACUGAUAGUAGCAGUAAAAUGAUUGCUUGUUUAAAAAAGCGCCCACCACGACUCAUAUCACAAAACGUCAACAAGCUUCUGGUUUGGUUGAACAAUCCUGCUAGUCCUUUCGGACCAGUUGUGGAGAAGCAAGGAUCGAGUCCUUUCAUUAGUCGUUCUCCAAUUGAAAUUAUCACUUCAGGUGAGGUUCAAGAUGUUCCCUGGAUUACUGGAGUCGUUCACGAAGAUGGAAUAUUUCAAGCUACAGAUUUUGCUGAAGACGAUGAAUUAUUGAAAUACCUAAAUGAUAAUUGGGACGAUAUCGCGCCAUACGUGAUUAAUUAUAACGAUACUAUUCCGCUUUGCGAGCAUAAACAAGUGGCGGAAAAAAUCAGAAAGUAUUAUUUGGGAUCAAAAAAAAUUGAUCGUAAUACAGUGACACCACUGAUACAAAUGCUGAGCGAUCGAUCAUAUGGUGUUGGCAUGGCGACAGCUGUUAAGUUGCAUGCGAAAGUUAACAAAAGUCCAGUGUGGAGUUAUUACUAUACAUACAAAAUUAAAGAAGACCUUAGCUUCACGAAUAAACUCGGGGUAGGUCAUGGAGACGAUAUUCAUCUUGUGAUAAGUAAAGAUGCUUCGAAUAUGACAAAUCCAGAGGAUCUAGCAAUGCAGCAACUUUUAAUUAAUUUUUACACUUCUUUUGCUAUUGAAGGAAAACCACGUGUCGGUGAUGCUAAAUGGCAGUCAUUAAAGUCUGGCGAAGAUAAUCUUCAUUAUUUACACAUAGCUGAUGCAAAAAAUGUGAAAAUGGAAUCUAAUGGAAAUUUUGCGCAAAAGAACUUUUGGGAUACGAUAAUUGCUCGCGAAAAUUAAUAGUUGCCUCAAUAAUUUUUGCGAAAGAAGA
Molecule: messenger RNA, 1768 nt
Organism: Bombus pascuorum
Lineage: Eukaryota; Metazoa; Arthropoda; Insecta; Hymenoptera; Apidae
Product: carboxylic ester hydrolase-like
Exons: 8
Coding region: 22-1737 (571 amino acids)
Source: RefSeq, a predicted model, not a curated record